Molecule: messenger RNA, 1557 nt
Organism: Didymodactylos carnosus
Lineage: Eukaryota; Metazoa; Rotifera; Eurotatoria; Philodinida; Philodinidae
Source: the annotation of a GenBank genome assembly
AUGAAUAGUAUAUUGACUUUUUUACAUAUCAUUACAUUUAUUAGUUCACAUAUAGUUUAUGGUGAAAAAACAACGGUUAUAUCAGUGCCUAAUAAUAAUAAUUGGCUAUUAGUAACAACAAAUGAUAAUAACGUGAAACAUGAUCGAAAACUCACGUUGAUCAACUUAAUCUUUGUCAUAAAAAAUGAUGAACAACAAGAAAAAUUAUUAAAACAAAAAUUUGAUAACGUCAGUGAUCCAUCAUGCGACGAUUAUGCAAAUUACUUGAAUUACAAUGAAAUACAUGAGCAAUAUUUACCAGCAACAACUGCAUACGGUCGACAUGUUGAACAAUGGUUACGUUCAGGAAAACUUCAAGUUAAAUCAACACGUAAUAAAGAAUUUUUAAUUGUUAAAUCAACUGUUGAUGUUAUUGAACGUAUAUUUCAAACUAAAUUAUACGAUUAUGAGCAUAAAAUAACAGGUCAACGAACGCUGAGACCCGUACAGUAUCAAUUACCCACAUAUAUUCAUCAUCGUGUAUCACAUAUUGUUGGUUUUGAUAAAUAUCCUUAUGUUAAGUAUAAAAGUCAUAAUUCUCAAAUCACUGAGAAAAAAUCGAAUUCCAGUGCACCUAUUCUAUAUCGUAUUGGUAGUGGUUUUUCACUGUUUACAUUUAUUAUGCAAUUAGUUUGUUAUGAUGAUCAAUAUGCAACCAAUUCUCUAUGUAAUAAUCGAUUCAAUGGUUUCAAUAUAAUUCUUCAAUCUUCAACAACCAAACAAUUAAUUCAAUAUAAUGUAUCAGUUAUCGAUAGCAAUUGUAUGAUAUGUAAAAAUGCUACACCUGUAAUAGCUCUUUAUUGUGGAGGAUUUGGUUUAGCAGAUAAUGAUGUUUUAUGUCGAUUUAAUUUAAAAGAACCUAAAACAAUACCCAAUUAUAAAGCGUAUACAAUUCGUGUUCGAACAAUAUUUAAAUCGCCGAACAGUUAUUCACAAACAGCUCAAUAUCCAUCAGCUGUGGAAAAAGUAACAAUGAUUACACCAGAUGUAUUGGUAUCAUUAUAUAAUGUUGAUAAUAAUGUUAACAAUACUGAUAAACGUAGUAGACAAGCUAUUGUUGGAUUUCAAGAAUAUUAUGAUAAAAAGGCAUUCAAAUCAUUUUCAAAUACAUAUGGAAAAAAUGUAAGUCUCGUACUUGGAAAUGUUUAUGGUGAUCAUUAUAAAGAUAAGACUGCUGAUGAAACAGAAACAUCAUUGGAUUUGCAAUAUAUGGCAUCAAUGGGUUCUCAUAUACCAACCGAUUAUAUAUCAUCAACAUCAAUAUUUAAUGCUGCUGAUGAAGAUUUUAUUGGAUUUUUUGUACAAUUAGCAUUUAUCGAACAGAGCAAACAGCCAUUAGUCUAUUCCAUUAGUUAUGGUGAACCGGACACGGAUCUUGGUCUCGUUUAUACUACUCUACUGAAUAUACACUUUAUGAAAAUGGCUAUAACAGGUAAAACUGUGUUUGUUUCUUCAGGCGAUACUGGAACAUCAUCCACAGCCGAUAGGCUUUAUGCAAAUAAGACGUAUAUGCUGUAG